This is a messenger RNA of Nycticebus coucang (slow loris), 3834 nucleotides long. RefSeq names its product DEAD/H-box helicase 11 (gene DDX11). The record is from RefSeq and is a predicted model, not a curated record. Gene Ontology annotation, cellular component: nucleus. The coding region runs from base 150 to 3005 and encodes 951 amino acids. The transcript has 28 exons. Gene Ontology annotation, molecular function: DNA helicase activity; hydrolase activity, acting on acid anhydrides, in phosphorus-containing anhydrides; ATP binding. Gene Ontology annotation, biological process: establishment of sister chromatid cohesion; nucleobase-containing compound metabolic process. NCBI's taxonomy places the organism in Eukaryota, Metazoa, Chordata, Mammalia, Primates, Lorisidae.
CAGCGUGUGAUUGACAGGCGAGAGACCCCGGCCGGGGAAAGGGCGCGCUAAAGAAGGCGCCCUUUGCUAUUGAGCUGCUAUUGAACUGGAGCAGCCGCUAGGAGUAAUGACAGCAGGUGACACGUCAGGUUUUUCAGUUUGGCCCAGCGAUGGCAAGCACUUUUCAUAAAGUAUCUUAUUUAAGGUCACUGCAACUUGAUGAGUCCUCACAACAGGAUGAAGUGAGGCAGCUUUGGCAUACGAAUGCUGCAGUGCAGAGGCAUAAGAGAAGAUUUCUGCAAAAGACCAUGGCGCAUAGAACCCAGAAGAUUGAUGGCAUCCAUUUUCCCUUUCCCUUCACACCCUAUUCCAUCCAGAAAGACUUCAUGGCACAGCUGUACCAGGUUUUGGAGGCUGGCAAGAUUGGGAUAUUUGAGAGUCCAACUGGCACUGGAAAGUCUUUGAGUCUUAUUUGUGGGUCCCUCUCCUGGCUCCGUGACUUUGAACAGAAGAAGCAGCAAGAAGAGGCACGUAUCCUGGAAACUGAAACUGGCCCUGCAUGGAAUAAAAAAGACCCACCCCCAGUUAUCUCAUCUUCCUGUGGGGAGACUGCAGGUACCCCGAGGCCCGCUGGAGAACCAGACUGGAUUACUCAGUUUGUGCAGAAGAAAGAAGAAAGGGAUAUGGUGGCCCGACUGAAGGAGGAACAGAUCCGGAGGAAGAAGCGGGAAGAACGCCUGCAGCAGAUCCAGCACAACGUGCAGCUCAAGUAUGCAGCCAAACGCCUGAGACAGGAAGAAGAGGAUACCGAGAGUCUCCUCCGCCUCAGCAGGGAGAUGCUGGAAGCAGGAACGGGGGCUGAGCAGCUGGAGCCACUGGAGUCUGGGGAGGAGGAGCUGGUCCUUGCCGAGUACGAGAGUGAUGAUGAGAAGAGAGCAGCUCGAGGAGUGGACGAGGACGAGGAUGACCUGGAAGAGGAACAUGUGACUAAGAUUUAUUACUGCAGUCGGACACACUCCCAGCUGGCCCAGUUUGUGCACGAAGUACAGAAGAGCCCCUUUGGCAAGGACGUCCGGCUCGUCUCCCUCGGCUCUCGGCAGAACCUUUGUGUAAACCAAGAUGUGAAGCGCCUGGGUUCUGUGCAGCUCAUUAACGACCGCUGCAUGGACAUGCAGAGAAGCAAGCAUGGGAAGAGGAAUGAAGCCAAGGAGGAGCAACCAAAGAGGAGGAGGCAGGAGAAGCGGGCUGCCUGUCCCUUCUACAGCUACGAGCACAUGCACCUCCUGCGGGAUGAGAUCCUGGCAGAGGUGAAGGACAUUGAGCAGCUGGUGGCCCUUGGGAAGGAGGCCCAGGCCUGUCCUUAUUAUGGGAGCCGGUUUGCCAUUCCUGCAGCUCAGCUUGUGGUGCUGCCCUACCAGAUGCUGCUGCAUGCCGCUACCCGGGAGGCGGCGGGCAUCCAGCUGCAGGGCCAGGUGGUGAUCAUUGACGAGGCACACAACCUGAUCGACGCCAUCACAGGCAUCCACAGUGUGGAGGUCAGCGGCUCCCAGCUCUGCCAGGCCCAUUCCCAGUUGCUCCAGUAUAUGGAACGAUAUGGGAAGCGUCUAAAGGCCAAGAACCUGAUGUACAUCAAACAGAUCCUGUAUGUGCUGGAGAAAUUUGUGGCUGCGCUGGGGGGGAACAUUAAGCAAAACCCCAGCACACAGAGCCUCCUGCAGAAAGGGGUGGAGCUGAAGACCAUCAAUGACUUUCUUUUUCAGAGCCAGAUUGACAAUAUCAACCUGUUCAAGGUGCAGCGGUACUGUGAGAAGAGCAUGGUCAGCAGAAAGCUCUUUGGCUUCACAGAACGGUACGGAGCAGUCCUCUCCUCCCAGGAGAAGCCCAGACUGACAGGGUUUCAGGAAUUCCUACAGCGCCUGCAGCCUGGGGUGACUGAGGCCCCUGCAGCUCCUGUAGAUGAGGGCCAGGCCAGGGCUCCCACUUCCCCACUGAUGCACAUUGAAGGCUUCCUCACAGCUCUCACCACAGCUAAUCAGGACGGCAGGGUCAUCUUGAACCACCAAGGCAUCCUCAGUCAGAGCAGUCUUAAAUUCUUGCUGCUGAAUCCAGCCGUGCACUUUGCCCAGGUGGUGAAGGAGUGCCGGGCUGUGGUCAUUGCAGGGGGCACCCUGCAGCCGGUGUCAGACUUCCGGGAGCAGCUGCUGGCCUGUGCAGGAGUGGAAGCAGAGCGAGUGGUGGAGUUUUCAUGUGGUCACGUGAUCCCUCCAGACAACAUCCUGCCUAUUGUCAUCAGCACGGGCAUCUCCAACCAGCCGCUGGAUUUUAAGUACCAGCACAGGGAGCUGCCACAGAUGAUGGAUGAAGCAGGUCGCAUUCUCUUUUGCUUGUGCAAUGUGAUUCCUGGGGGAGUGGUCUGUUUCUUCCCCUCCUAUGAGUACCAGCGCCAAGUCCAUGCCUACUGGGAGAAAAGUGGCGUGCUAUGCCGCCUGGCCUCCAGGAAGAAGAUUUUCCAGGAACCCAAGAGUACAAACCAGGUGGAGCAGGUGCUGACAGACUAUUCCAAGUGCAUUAAGAACUGUGGCCAGGUGAGAGGCAAGAUGGUGACUGGGGCCCUGUUACUGUCCGUGGUUGGAGGAAAGAUGAGUGAAGGGAUCAACUUCUCUGACAACCUAGGCCGGUGUGUGGUCAUGGUGGGCAUGCCCUACCCCAACAUCAGGUCUCCAGAGCUACAAGAGAAGAUGGCCUAUUUGGAUCAGACCCUUCCCAGAAUCCCAGGGAAGGGCCCCCCAGGGAAGGCUUUGGCGGAGAACCUGUGCAUGAGGGCUGUCAACCAGUCCAUAGGAAGGGCCAUCAGGCACCAGCGGGAUUUUGCCAGUAUUGUGUUCCUGGACCAGCGCUAUGCCCAGCCCCCAGUCCUGGCCAAAAUGCCAGGCUGGAUCAGAGAGCGUGUGAAGACCAAAGCCACCUUUGGCUCUGCCAUUGCCAUGUUGCAGAAGUUCCAUCGGGAGAAGUCUGCCUCUUCCUGAUGCACAGUCGUACCAUCUCCAGUGGGCAGGUGAAGGAAGGGUCUGGCACCAGUGGUGGUGUUUGCCUUGGGCCUUCCUGGGAAGAGGAAGCCCAGAGGGAGUGUGGAGUGCAGGAUGCUGCCAGGGCCCAGACACAGGUAGAAGAGGCCAUGGGAGACAACUGGCCUAAACCUGAACAAAUGGGGUCUUGGCCAUCCUUGGACAUGUCCCAGGGCAGCCCCCUCCCUAGAAUUUGAAUCUUUCCUCCCAUUCAGUGUGGCUAUGAGGUCACCCCUGCUGCCUUCUCUUUUUUUUGCAGUUUUUGGCUGGGCAUGGGUUUGAACCCGCCACCUCCGGCAUAUGGGGCCGGCGCCCUACUCCUUUGAGCCAGGCGCCAUGCUCCCCCCACCCCCCCUUCUUAUGCCUACCUGCCUACCUACCUCUGCCCUUUGUACCUUUGCACUGCAUGGUCAGCUAAAAUGAGCUGUUCUAGACUUUUCACCCUCUUCUAAAUUUAAGCUGUUUCCCAUAUCCAGCCCCUCGUGGCCCUAGGGCUCCUGCUCCCCAGGGGAUUCUGAGUGUCCCUGGAUGUCCUCUUUCUGGCCUAGCUCCAAUUCUCCCUCCAAGUCCCCCUCCCUGCCUGUCAACCACUUGAGCAAACUCCAAAACAACUUCUCUGUGGCAUCAUCAAUUAUGCCAAGGGCCUUUAGCUUCUUAGCAUGACCAUUUGAGACCCCCAUGUUUGUCACUGAGACACUUUUUUCUGUGGGAAUAUAUGCCUGCACCAGCUGCCUCUGCUGGCUGUACCUCCUGUGUUUGACCCCAGAGGACGGGGCCCUGUUCUUGAAUA